Dioscorea cayenensis subsp. rotundata (Guinea yam) is the source of this 2035-nucleotide messenger RNA. Its product is annotated as probable 26S proteasome non-ATPase regulatory subunit 3. Lineage: Eukaryota; Viridiplantae; Streptophyta; Magnoliopsida; Dioscoreales; Dioscoreaceae. Gene Ontology annotation, molecular function: enzyme regulator activity. Gene Ontology annotation, biological process: regulation of protein catabolic process; ubiquitin-dependent protein catabolic process. Gene Ontology annotation, cellular component: proteasome complex; proteasome regulatory particle, lid subcomplex. The record is from RefSeq and is a predicted model, not a curated record. The coding region runs from base 114 to 1592 and encodes 492 amino acids. The transcript has 8 exons.
GCACGACAAAGAACUAGCGGUUCUUUUCUUGCAAAACAAGCCAAACCCUACCUCUUCUUCACCUUCAAGCCUCGAAUUCUUCUCCGAAGUUCAUCGACGACGAGAAGCCCGAGAUGACGCCGGACGUGGAGAUGAACGAGGCUCCUCCGCCGCCAACGCCGCCGUCGCAGCAGCAGCAAUCUCCACCGUCGCCCUCCAUCCUUCAGCAUUUGAAGGAGAUUGCGUCGCUGAUCGAGAGCGGGGCGUAUCUCAAGGAGGCGCGCCGGAUCGUGCGCGCUGUGCGGCUUACUAUCAUACUGCGACGAAAACUCCGAUCUCCGGUGGUGGCCGCUUUCAUUUGCUCUGCCCUUCCAGUUGGAUCGGAGGCUCAUUCCAGGCUUUUGUCCUAUCUCCCUGAGGAAGUUGAGAAUGAUAUGGAUGUGGACACAGCAACUUCAGCAACUCAAGUUCCUGUUAAGCAUCCUGUACCUGAACUUGAAAUAUAUUGCUACUUGCUUGUGCUGAUAUUUCUUAUUGACCAAAAGAAAUACGAGGAGGCUAAAGCUUGUUCUUCUGCAAGUGUUGCCCGUCUCAAGCACAUGAACAGAAGAACUGUUGAUGUUUUGGCGUCUAGGCUUUAUUUCUAUUAUUCAUACAGCUAUGAACUUACAAAUAAUCUUGCUGAAAUCCGUGGGGACCUCCUUGCCCUACAUCGUAUGGCUACCCUACGGCGUGAUGAGUUGGGUCAGGAAACCCUGCUCAACCUGUUGCUUCGGAAUUACCUCCAUUAUAACUUGUAUGACCAAGCAGAAAAACUGAGGUCGAAAGCACCACGUUUUGAGGCUCACUCAAACCAGCAGUUUUGCAGAUACCUGUUUUACCUGGGGAAGAUUAGGACUAUUCAGUUGGAAUACACAGAUGCCAAAGAGAGCCUUUUGCAAGCUGCAAGAAAGGCACCUGUUGCAGCCCAAGGCUUCCGAAUUCAAUGCAACAAAUGGGCCGUAAUAGUUCGCUUGCUUCUUGGGGAAAUCCCAGAGAGAACAGUCUUCAUGCAGAAAGGCAUGAAGAAGGCAUUGAUACCCUAUUUUGAGCUUACUAACGCUGUGCGAAUCGGGGAUCUAGAGUUGUUUAGGACUGUUGCAGAGAAGUUCUCAAGUACCUUUGGUUCAGAUAGAACACACAAUCUGAUUGUUAGACUUCGCCACAAUGUGAUAAGAACCGGCCUUCGCAACAUUAGCAUAUCCUAUUCACGCAUAUCUCUGGCUGAUGUGGCUAGAAAAUUGAGAUUGAACUCUGAUAAUCCCGUGGCAGAUGCUGAGAGCAUCGUGGCAAAGGCUAUCCGAGAUGGUGCAAUUGAUGCCACAAUUGAUCAUGCCAAUGGAUGGAUGGUAUCCAAAGAAACAGGCGAUGUAUACUCCACAAAUGAGCCCCAGUUUGCCUUCAAUUCGAGGAUCGCCUUUUGCUUGAACAUGCAUAAUGAAGCAGUCAGAGCUCUAAGAUUCCCCCCGAACUCCCACAAUGAAAAAGAAAGUGAUGAAAAGAGACGGGAGAGGCAGCAGCAAGAGCAAGAGCUUGCACAACAUAUUGCAGAGGAUGACGAUGAUGAGUUUUAACUUUUUAAUCUAUAAUUCGCUCGAUCACGAGAACAGACCUGCAUUUCAAGGUGAACAAUCACACAUGGAAGCCUUUGUUAACUGUAAGCUUUCUCAUACAUUUGAAUGAACUUGACUUUACAGGCAUUUGAUACAACCCGAUGAAUCACCGUUUGACCUCGUCGCCUGUUUUUUUCCUACAUAUCCCAUGUGCUUGCAGAAUCCCUAUUAAUCUUGGGACUUUUGUGUUGACAUUUUUAGGAUUUGACCUCGAUCAAAUUAAAUCUAUCAUCCAUCAAUGCGUAAUUUCCAGUUUGGUUAUUUCCAUGAGUCAAAACAAUUGCCCAUCAUUCUAGAUCUUAUUAUCAGGUCCUUUAAUUGUACUCCAAGUUGAAUGAACAUUUUAUAUUCUAUCUUUUACCUAAGUUGUGUCUUUUAAUGUAAUCAUAUGCUGUUAUGCUUCA